Messenger RNA from Polypterus senegalus (gray bichir), 15419 nucleotides. It is a transcript of the gene vps13d, whose product is annotated as vacuolar protein sorting 13 homolog D. The transcript is spliced from 68 exons. The record is from RefSeq and is a predicted model, not a curated record. Gene Ontology annotation, biological process: protein retention in Golgi apparatus; protein targeting to vacuole; mitochondrion organization. Lineage: Eukaryota; Metazoa; Chordata; Cladistia; Polypteriformes; Polypteridae. Bases 432 to 13193 code for a protein of 4253 amino acids. Gene Ontology annotation, cellular component: extrinsic component of membrane. Gene Ontology annotation, molecular function: protein binding.
GAAGCGGCGUGCCCUGUUUACAUUCGGCGAAUAGCAUUUCCGCGGUUCCUCAAUGUUGUUUCAACGACGAAAGGGCAGGGGGUAUAAGUGCAAAUCGAGACGGAUUUAUGGCAGAUGAGACGCGACAGGAAUCCACUAAGUGAGCAAAGCGAGGCUACAAGUGAGUCAAACGAGAAGCUCCGUUUCCCUCCUUUCACUUUCAGGACAGCUCCUUCAGGUCAUUCGUCCGACAAGUGGAGUUUAUGACGCAGUGUUCUGCGGGGGGCUUCCAAAGGGAAAGGAGCAGGGAGAAAACCACAGAGGAGACACUUCGGCAAUAGGGGCCAGCAGUUACGGUGACCAUCAGCACGCGUGGACAUGGUUGCUGAAAGUGAAGCAGAAGACAGCAGCUGACUCCUAUACCCCUCUUACAUCGUUUCCAAUAUUUAAUUAUGUUGGAGGGCCUGGUUGCCUGGGUACUUAACACUUACCUGGGCAAAUAUGUCAGCAAUCUUAAUACAGACCAGCUGUCUGUCGCCCUGCUUAAAGGUGCUGUGGAGCUGGAGAAUCUUCCCCUUCGGAAAGAUGCCCUUAAGGAGUUUGAUUUACCGUUUGAAGUUAAAGCAGGGUUUAUUGGGAAGAUCACCCUCCAGAUACCCUUUUACCGGCCCCACAGUGACCCUUGGGUCAUUUCAAUAUCGAAGCUUCACCUGAUUGGAGGGCCGGCACCCCUGGAAGAAUUUGAUGAGGAACGGGAGAGACAAGCAGAGAUUGAGAGGAAAAGAUCGAUGCUAAAAGCACUGGAAGAUAAGUGGAAGAAUUCUUUUCAAGGAAAGAGUGAAUCAUAUUGGUACUCUAUCACUGCUUCCUUAGUUACUAGGAUUGUUGAGAACAUUGAGUUGAACAUCCAAGAUCUACACCUUCGCUUUGAGGAUGAUUUUUUUAAACCAGGGAAGCCUAUUGCCUUUGGAGUGUGCAUUAAAAGUGUUUCAGCUCAAAAUGCCAUGAAUGAGCCAGUUCAGAAGCAGAUUCGCAAAAAACAUCUUGAAAUAAAAGAAUUCAGCAUAUACUGGGACACAGAGAGCCCCAUGUUGGGGGACUUGCCUCUUGAAGAGAUGCAGGAGAAAAUGGCCUUCUGCAUGCAAAAUAGUGACCGACAGUACAUCUUAGAACCCGUAUGUGCUUCAGCCCAGCUUUACCGAAAUAGCUCUAAAGAGCCGUUGCGAUCCUCCUCAACACCUCGCUUUGAUGUGAAAGUUCUUCUUAAAUCAAUUUAUCUGAAACUCUCAGAGGUCCAGUACCAGCAGGUCAUGGCAUUUCUAAAAGAGUUGGAAAGGAAAGAACGUGAACUCCUCUUCAGGAAAUGGAGACCAAAGGUUGUUCUUCAUGAAAAUUCCCGUGAGUGGUGGAUGUUUGCCAUUAAUGCCAAUCUUUGGGAAAUUAGAGAAUGUCGCCGUCGCAGAAACUGGAAUUUUGCCCUUCAACGAGCACGUGAUGCUCUUCUCUACACCAAUCUUUACUUUCAGAAGCUUAAAGGAGAGACACUAAACUUCGAGGAAGAGGAGGAGAUGGAACGGAUUGAAAAUGAGCAGAGCCUAGAGGAGCUGAAGGGUCUUCGAGAAGUUGUCUAUGACCAGCUUCAUCAGCAGGAAGAACUUGUAGAGGAUUUACUGACCCCCCUUUCAGAAACUCCAAGUACAGUAACUUCUAAACCUCUUCCAAAUAGUGGUAGCAUGGGAAUGAUCCAAUACCUUCAGUCUUGGUUUCCAGGAUGGGGAGGAUGGUAUGGAGAAUCUGCAGAUUCCUCAGGUUUUGAUGGAGUAGAAAAUCCUGAAAGCCUUACCUCAGAACAUGAAACAUGGAAUCCUGAAGAACUACUAGGUACAGAUGAACUUUUUGAUGGUUUUCAGGAUUCUCAGGCUCCAAACAGCUUCACUCGUAGAGACUGGCUUUUUGCCCAGCUCAGCUUCUUGCUGGAGAAGGGGCAAGUAACUUUGCUUGAACAAGAUAAGAAGAGGAGCUCCAUAUCACAGGACACUGGUGUAAUUCAACUUCAGUUUGCAGGAGUUCAAAUUGGCAUGAAGUCCCUGCCUCGCACAGAUUCCUCUCUACUGAGUGUUCAGCUUGGCUGCCUUUACUUACGAGAUUUGUUCACCCCAGGCACUGUCUUUCCUGUCCUUGUUUCUCCCAAACAGAAAAAAGGAUCAGCAGGCAUCACUCAGCCUUUUGGUCAGAGCAGUGCUUCAAACUUACUUGAUACAGGUUCUAGCCUAGAUGAUCAACAGUUACCUGUGUUUGAAAUGAUUUAUGAGAGGAAUCCACAUCGCAGCAGUUUUGAAAGGCGUUUAGACGUCAAAACAAGUCCACUUAAUAUAAUUUAUAACCCACAAGCUAUCAAGAAAAUUGCUGACUUUUUCUACAAAGGCAGAGUUCACUCAUCAGGAUUUGGAUACCAGUCGCAGUUGGAGUCUAGGGUGGCUGAAGCAGCCAGAAGACAAUAUAACAAGCUAAAGAUGCAGACCAAGGCAGAGAUACGUCAAACAAUCGAUCAACUAUUGGUGGGGGAAUUCAUUAAAAAUAGUAAGCGGUGGACAAUGAAGUUAGACAUUUGUGCCCCUCAAGUGGUGGUCCCUGAAGAUUUCACGUCAGAAGACCCUACAUUAGUAGUGGUGGAUCUUGGUCGGAUACUACUUACUAACUCUGAAGACCCCAAGUUUAAUUCGAAGAGCACACCAACAGAAGAAGAGCUUAGUGAUGAAGAGUUCCAAACUCCUCUGGCCACACCUCCUUCAUCUCCACCACCUGAACCUGUGACAACAACAGGCAUCCAAAGUAAAAGCACUGAUCUGUCUGACUUAACCGGAGCUGAGGGCGAACUACUAUUUAAAAGGAAAAUGUAUGAAAAAUAUUCGUUGUCGUUUUUGGACCUUCAGAUCAUGAUUGGGCGGCACAAAGAAGACUGGAAGCACCUGCAUGAAAGUGAACUAGGGCCAACACAUGUUGUGGAAAAAUUCAAUGUUUUACUUCAGCUGGAGCAAAGGCUUUGCUAUACUUCAAAUCCAGAGCACCCUGGAGCAACUCUGUCUGGAACAUUGCCCGACCUUAAAAUACUUCUCAAUGAACAGAAGAUUUUGGCUUUACGUAGUUGCCUUUCAGCACUGGGUUCUGGAACAGAGAGUUCAGAGGACAAAGAGCAGAGUGAAAAUUUGACUCUGUCCAAGUCUGCAUCAUUAUUUCAUGAAAAUUCUUUUAGUAAAGAUGAAGAUGGAUCAAGCAGAAACCUAACCCAAAGUGUGAUGACACUGGAACAACAUACAAAAGAGGUUCUUGUGGAAUCCCGUCUUCUUGUAGCAGAGUUUAAAGUGCACUAUGUGCAACUUGGUAUAGAGAGUAAAGGCAGUUACAUCUCUGUUCUAAAAGUCUUUGGCACUAAUGCCCGUUUUGUUAAGAGGCCUUAUGAUGCCGAAGUGUCCCUUACAGUCCAUGGCCUUAUGCUGGUAGAUACCAUGCAGACUUAUGGCAAAGAUUUUGAACUCUUGGUUGCUUCACACAAAAAUCUCAUAUUUGAUGUACCAACUGGUAGCCUUAAAGAAAGCCAGGCACAGUCUCCCAGUCUUGGGUCGGAAGAUGGUGCUUCUCAGGCAUGUGCUGGAGGAUCAUCCCUCAGUGAAGCUUUUCAUUUGUCUUCAGAUAUCAAGGAUGAGGAAGCACUUAUUAGGCUGGAGUAUCAGUUUGUUAAUUCUAACUGCCCCUCCAUGGAUCUUAAUAGUUCUCUUCAGGUGACAAGCUUACAGGUCAAUAAUCUUGACCUCAUUCUAAACCCUGAGACUUUGGUUGAGCUACUGAAGUUUCUUCAAAAGUCCUUUCCAAAAGACAAGGAAGAGUCCAGCUGGUGGUCUGUAUCCCAGCAACAGGUCCCAGAGAUGGACAGAAAUCACUUUACAGAGCAGGAAACAUUUCAGUCUACUUACGAUCAGAACACAGAGGUAGCAGUAGAUAUUCACAGACUUAAUAUCUUACUUCUGCGCACCAUAAAAAAAGGUCCUUCGGUAGGCUGGGAAAAGAAGGCUGUGAAAAUUGGUACAGCAAGUGUCAGUGACACAAAAGUGAAUGUUUCUAUGGGUAGUCAUUUACAGAUAAGGGGAUCCCUUGGAUGUCUGCAGCUUGUUGAUCUGGCUCAAGAAAGUAGUCAUGGCCAGUUUAUUGUGAGAAUUGGCAAUGCUGAGGACAUCCACACCGCAUCUGAAAUUGAUUUUCUAACUAAUGCUGAUGAAGCAUCUCUAGAAGCUCUUAGAUUUCAUCUUCUUGAGGAGUCGCAAAAUCAGUGCUCUCUGCAGGUUCAGAUGGCUUCUUUACACUACAACCAUUCAGCCAGGUUCUUGAAGGAACUUAGUUUGUCUGUCAGCGAAAUGGAAGAUAACUUUCGCUCAAUGCUUAAGAGUGCAGCCAGCAAAGUUUCCACAGCGAUCGUCUCAAAAACAGCAGAGUACACCAGCAUGGUGUCACUCUUUGAGACACCCAUUAAGCGGAGCCGAGGGGAUGUUCUUUUUGUGGAAGAAUUGGACACUGAUGAGGGUGAAGAUGGUGUGAGACUUGAACCAUCAAGGAUUAAAUUAAUCUUAAAUGUCAAUAUUGAAUCCCCUGUAGUGUCAAUUCCUAGAAAACCAGGUAGUUCAGAACUGCUAGUGGGACAUUUAGGCAGUAUUUCAAUACAGAACUUUGUGACAGGACUGAGUGACACUGAAACAGAAAAGCUUCAAGUGGAGGUGAAAAAUAUUCAUGUGUACUCCCUAAAUACAAGCCAUAUUGACCUGAACAAGAUCUUCCCAGCAGAUGUGAGGAUAACUAAACAAGAUAGUCGCUUAAGCCAAAGGCAGGCAAUCUUCAGCCAGAAGGACCUCUUUGAGUCUGUUCUACAGACAUUAGCAUUUCACAUUUUGAAAGACAACACCAUCGUGUUCAACUUGGAGAAAGUCCGACUUAAUGACAGAGCUGACCUGUCAUACCUUCAAGCAGAGCAAUCCUUUCGCAGUUCUAGCCUUCUACGAAUAGAGGGCAGGUUUGUUAACCCUGUGCAGGUUUUUCUUGCAAAGGCAGUUUAUGAACAAGUAUUGCAGACCAUGGAUAACCUCACAUUUAAUGAAGAACAACGUAUAACUCCUUCAGAGCCUCCAGUUCCUCCUCCGCCCACGCCAUCCUCCAAAUCAUCAUCUUACUUCAGUCCUUCAAUGGGCAUAUUUAGGCAUAAUAUUUCAUCUGAAAACCUCUAUUCUUCCUUUUCAACCUCGUUUAUAAGCCCUAACCAUCACCAGCCUAUCUCCCCAUUAAAGGAGCCUGACACCUUCACCCAGGUCCAUGUCAGCUUCAAGGUUUCUGAGCUUCAGGUACAACUGAGUACAGAUUUCAGUCAGGGCUCAGAAGGGCUUGUGAGUCUGUGCUUCCAGGAUCUGGAAGGAGAGUUUUCUAAAGACCACCCUCAUACUUUGGCAAUUCAGUUGACAUUACAGUCACUCCUCAUGGAAGAUCUCCUGGAGAAAAAUCCUGAUUCAAAAUAUAAACAUCUCAUGGUGUCAAGAGGUGCACCAAAACCCUCCACCUUCACACCAAAAGAGUAUUUAUCCCAGUCCUGUCCUGCUUCAUCCAAUGCUCAGAUUCCUGAUAUGCCUCGCUCCCUUCCAGCACAAAUUGAAGAGACCCAAAAUGUCUUCCAACUAUAUCAAAGACAUUCUUCUAAUACUCAAGGUGUGCCAGGAAAAUUUAAAAAGGAGCCAGCUUGUCCAAGUACUCCACCACCUUCUCCAACACAUAACUCCAGCACCUUCACUUCUCCCUCAGACUUUGAUGAGUCUCUUGUACACAUCAACGUUCUUCUUGUGGACAAGCACCAUCCUGAAUUUGAGAGCCGAUAUGAAAGAAUUGGCCGCUCUGUGGAUGUAGAUUUCAAUUGCCUUGAUGUCCUUAUUACUCUACAGACCUGGGUAGUUAUUCUUGAUUUCUUUGGAAUUGGUUCCACCGCCAGUAACCAUGGUUUGAAAACAACUCCUGCAUCACCUUACCCUGUCCCAGAUCUGUCUCAGCUUGACCAUACUGUAGGCUUGGUGGAAGAUAACUUCAGCAGUGAGGAAGCUCUACUUGAUAAGGUCAAUACAAAACUUGACCUCAAGGUUCAUUCCCUUUCUCUUGUACUUAGUAAAAAGUCCAAUGAACUGGCUAAGGCAAAUGUAUCCAAACUGACUACCUAUUUGAAAAUGUUCGAUGGAAACCUUUCACUACAGGGUUCUUUAGGAAAUCUGUCUCUUAGUGACUUGACUCCUCACGGAGAACUAUAUCGAGAGAGAUUUAUCACACGAGGAGGGGAAGCCCUGAACUUCGACAUCUACAAAUAUGGUGAACCUGACCCCUAUUGCACUCGCGCAUAUGAUAUGAAAGUCAAAUUACAAAUGGCUUCAGUCCAAUAUGUGCACACCCAGCGCUUCCAGUCUGAAUUGGUUGCAUUUAUCCAGCAUUUUACACAGCUGCAGGAUGUUCUUGGCAGACAGCGAGCUGCUGUGCAGGGCCAGGCUGUACGAGAACGGCCUCAACGAGCAGCACGAAUUUUGUUGGAUAUUGAGGCAGGCGCCCCUGUUAUCCUGAUUCCUGAAAGUGCCCAUUCUCAUCACCUCAUAGUUGCAAACUUGGGCAAGCUGCGGGUGUGCAACAAGUUUCUAAAUGCUGGUGCAAAGGGUACCUUCUCACUGCGGGACAAGGUAGAGAAACUUACCAUGGCUCAUUCCUUUUUUCCUUCUUUGGAUUGUGGAACAAAUGGUUUCCAGAGCCGUACACCCCAGGACGGAGUAAAUAAAGAGCCGAAAGAAGAUGUCACUUCACGAAAAUUUCCUUCAAGAGAAAGUAAAGAUACAAGUUGCUCCAUUAAAGAGGAUUCAUCCUUUAUACUAAACCGACCCCAAAGGUUGCUUGGAAGUUUGACAGCAGCAGAUAACUUUGACAGUCCAGAGCAUCACUUGUGCUUGCUCGACUGUAUUUCACUGGACCUGCAUGAAAUGGACAUUUUUGCAGGGGAGAGGCUCUCCAGAGGGAGUGGAGUGGAAGGCGAUAUGGAUCUGAUCUAUCCUUCCUACUCUGUGCAACGUACAGGGAGCAACUUGCUAAAGGAGCGCUGCAGACUCAAACUGCAGGUUGAGAGGAACCUAGACAAGGAGAUAAGUCACGCUGUUCCAGACAUGACAAUCCAUGGAAGCCUGUCAUCAGUGCACUGCUCUUUAGACCUGGAACGAUACAAGCUGAUUCGUGGUCUUUUAGAGAACAAUUUGGGUGAGCCAGUGGAGGAGUUUCUGAGACCAUAUAAUCUACAGGAUCCAAAGAGCUAUACGGUCCUGAGCGGUGAGGUGUACACUGGUCUGUCCUUUUUGAUUGAUAUGGUGAAUGUCAGUUUGGAGUUGCUGGAUACUAAAGAGACUGCAGAGGAAACUAAAUCCCUUGCUAGGUUUGACUUCAUGAAAUCCAAACUGCUCUUUGAAAGCUUUUCUAAUGGAACCAAAACUGUAAACCUUGUUUCACAUUCCCUUCUGGCAUUUGAUACCCGGUACACAGAACAAGGUGAAUCUAGUGCAGAAUGCCCAGAGAAGAAGCAAAACAUUUUCAACUGUGUUCUUCAGCCAUCAAAAUCUGUUAUGAACCGAGCUUCUCUUCAGAUGGAGCUGCAUUUCAGGUCCACACGGGAGUCCUCUUCUUUCACAGUGGUUCUCAACAAUCUGCGUGUUUUCUUAAUUUUUGAUUGGUUGUUCUUGGUUCGGGACUUCCUCCGUACCCCCGGCAAAAAAGGCUCUACCCCAACCCGCCAACGCUGGCCCAGUAGCAGCAGUACAAGCAGUGAAGGAGGGAUGCCAAAGACGGUUAAAACCGGUGUAGUAACAAAGCGUUCUACUGUCCCUGUUCCACAGGAGCGCUAUUUGGAGAUCAAGAUUAAUGUUACUGGCACAGAGUUUGUGGUAGUGGAAGACUCAUCCUGUGUUGAUACCAAUGCCAUCAUCUUGAAGGGCACAACGGUUUUAACUUAUAAGCCACGCUUAGUAGAUCGCCCUUUCUCUGGUAGCCUAUCCAGCAUUGAGGUGUUUUCAUGUCGAUUAGGCAGUGAGCAGGAGACUGCCUUAUCUAUUAUCGACCCAGUUAAUAUCCAGAUAGAACUCCUUGGAAAUCCCACUUAUGAGAGCACAUCAGGACUUUUGGACGCUUUCAGCACAGAAGACUUUCCCCCAUUGCUUGAAAUCCAGUUCCAAGCCUUGGACAUCCGAUUGUCUUACAAUGAUGUUCAACUCUUCCUGUCCAUUGCAAAAUCUAUUCCAACCCUGACAGCUACCACACCAGAUUCUGUAACCCCCUUGCCCAGCCAGGACUCGGUCACUACUCCAAAGGAUCUUUCUAGACUGAAGACAGAGGCUAUUAUUGAAACACAGUUGUCUCUAUUGCAAGAUCUUGGCUUUAAGAAAGAAGACUGUCGGCAAGCACUGAUCCUGUGCAGAGGACAGAUGGACCAGGCAGCAAGCUGGCUCUUUAAGAAUGCUACAGCAGUGACAUCAAGACCUUCAAGUGCAGCUGCAAGUUCUUCUCACCCAGCAGUUCCGCUGCUAUCUGGGGUUGAGGUGAAGGCAGAGAGCGUUUGCAUCUGUUUCAUUGAUGAUUGUCUGGACUGUGAUGUCCCACUAGCUGAGAUCACCUUUUCACGACUGUACUUUCUGCAGCGAGUGGGUUCUAAUGCUGAAGGCAAUGCAAGUCUCACACUUUCAGGCGAUUACUACAACCGAGAGCUGUCUGGUUGGGAGCCCUUCAUUGAACCUUGGCCUUGUACUAUUAAUUGGCAACAUCAAGAUGCUGGGCGCAUACACCCUCCACGUUUAAAAGUGAAGGUAAAGGCGAAGCAGAGGCUGGACUUAAACAUCACAUCUGUCUUACUAGAACAAUAUGACACAACCAAGUCAUCUUGGCUGGCAGAUUACUGUAAAGAAGAACAAGAUGGACAACGACCCAGAAACUCCUCAUCUCUUCUAUGGAUGGGAUCUUCUGUUGAUCCUCCAUCUCUUCGGCCAAGUGUACCUCUUGCCUGUCUUAGAACUAGAAGCACCGCCAGCUUGACUAGUCUAGAGCAGCAAAUCCACGCCAAAGCCAGCACAAAAAUGUCUAAGAGAAGGCAACCUUUUGUUCCAUAUGCUUUGCGGAAUCACACUGGAUGUACCUUAUGGUUUGCCACUUUGACUACUACACCAACAAGGGUGGCACUGUCUCACAGUGGGAGUUCUGAUGAUAUUGUUGAUGGUGGUUUAGAUGACACACACAAUGUUAGCCAAUGGCGUGAGGUUCUGCCUGGAGAAGAAAUUCCCUUUGAAUUCCAAGCUCGAGAGAAACUUCGGCACAGACACACUCAUGACUUGAAGCUACACCAGCUGCUAGUACGUGUAUGUGGCUGGGAGCAGGUGAAGCCUGUCUCGGUGGACAAGGUUGGGGUGUUCUUUCGUUACGCUGCCCCUGACCGCGACAAUCCUUCUAAUACAGUGGGAAGCCCAAUUAGCAAAACCAACAUAAUUCAUCCACAUGUCUAUUUCUCAGCACUGCCACCUGUCCGUGUGGUCUUCUCAAUUACCAUGGAAGGUAAUGUCCGGAAGGUGAUCACAGUACGGUCAGCAUUGAUGGUCAAAAACCUACUUGAAGUCCCCAUGGAGAUUCGUCUAGAUAGCCCCUCUGCACCUGAUAAGCCAGUACUGCUUCCUCCCAUUCUACCUGGAGAGUCACAGGCUAUGCCUCUUCAUCUUACCUCUUGGAGGCUGCAAGCCCGUCCUAAAGGUUUAGGACUCUUCUUCUGUAAGACACCCGUUCACUGGACCAGUGUGGAACGCAUGGGUGAAGUAAACAGCAGCAAGAGAGAGUGCCACUCCACUGACUUUGAGGAGCACCCUAAACGCAAUUUCAGAUUCUGUGUUGUCAUUAAAAAGGAGAGUUAUCCCGACUAUGUUCCUUCCCAACUCGCCCCAGACAUCAGCAAGCAAAUCUACCGGCAACCAGGACACACCAUCUACCUUCUUCCUUCGCUGGUUCUUGUAAACUUACUACCAUGUGACUUGAACUUUUACAUCAAGAAUACUUCAAUUAAAGGCACCUUAAAGUCUAGCAAGGAAACAGUACUGCACACUGCUGACACCUGUCAGAAUGUAGAACUUGGAGUUGUACUGGAAAAUUUCCCAGUCUGUAAAGAGCUUCUAAUACCUCCAGGCACUCAGAACUAUGUUGUACGUAUGCGACUUUAUGAUACCAACAAGCGCCUUUUAAAUCUGACAAUUCGUAUCAUCUUUCGGGCUCAGGGAGCUCUCAAAAUCCUCAUUUCUGCACCUUACUGGCUUAUUAAUAAAACUGGGCUUCCACUGAUUUUCCGUCAGGACAAUGGAAAGAUGGAUGCUGCUGGCCAGUUUGAGGAACAUGAAAUGGCGCGAAGUCUCAGCCCCUUACUCUUUUGUUAUACAGACAAAGAACAGCCAUACAUGUGCUCUAUGCGUAUUGGCAAAGCCAUCCAUCCUGAUGGUGUUCCUGCCUGGUGCCAAGGCUUCUCUCUUGAUGGAGGCAGUGGUGUGAGAGCUGUCAAAGUUAUUCAGCAUGGAAAUCGUCCAGGACUCAUAUAUAACAUAGGAAUCAAUGUAAGAAAAGGCAAAGGUCGCUAUCAAGACACCCAUGUGGUUACAUUUGCUCCACGCUAUUUACUAGACAACAAAUCAUGCCACCAACUGGCCUUUUCUCAGCGAGAAUUUGCUCGUGGAAAGGAUACUGUCAAUCCAGAGGGCUACAUUUCUACAUUGCCUGGGUCCAGUGUAGUCUUUCAUUGGCCCAGGAAUGAUUAUGACCAGCUGUUAUGUGUCCGAUUAAUGGAUGCACCUAAUUGCACCUGGUCUGGUGGAUUUGAAAUUAGCAAGCCCAAAUCUUUUCACGUCAAUAUGAGGGAUACAAUUGGCAAUUGCUACUUUCUGCGUGUUGAAGUUACCCUAAGAGGAGCAACUUACAGGAUCUGUUUUGGUGACACCAACCAGUUUCCUCCACCCUUCCGCAUCGAUAACUUCUCUGAGGUUCCUAUCCAAUUUUGGCAGCAUGGUGUUGCCGAUCUCCGUUUGCAUACAGAAGUUAAAGCAGGAACAUCUACGGACUAUGCCUGUGAUGAACCUGUUCUCCCACCUUACAUCACAGUGACAGCUAAGGGUGCAGGAUCUUCUCAAGUCACAGCAGAUAUGAACCUUUUUCAGGAAAAUAGCAAGCUCUACUAUGAGAACUUCAUUUACAUUGCUGCUUCUUACACUUUCUCAUGCAAUGAGGAGCUAAACCAGAGAACAGCGACUGCCAAAAGAGGACCUUUGUGUUCUGAGUUAGUCCUGGAUGUAGAACCAAAGACCUUAAGAGUUAUUCUGAAAAAAAAGGAACCAGGGAAGCGGUCCCAACUUUGGCGGAUGACUGUUACUGGAAUGUUAUGCCAUGAAGGAUCUUCGCCUCCACAGAGCAAGCCUGCCCAGCCUAGGCCUCAAGAGUCAACCUUUGUACUUGACAUUGCAGGACUGGCAGCUGUCACAGACAACAGUUAUGAGCCUUUAAUGCUGAGAAAGCCAGAUCGCCGGCGGAGCACAACUCAAACCUGGCACUUCAGCUCUGGAAAACUGACUUGUGGCCUUCCUCGUCUAGUAGUGCAGGUUAAAGGUGGUAUCUCAGGGUUGGUUGAUGGAGCUGAAGUUGUUCUAGGUCCAGACCCAAAUGGAGGUUUAGAUGCUAUUAUUCCACCUGAACAGAAUUUUAUUAACCAGAAGAUGCGUCCUGGCUCAGGCAUUUUAACAGUGCAAGUGCUGCCUGAUGGGCCCACUCGAGUCUUGCAGAUAACAGAUAUGAAUCAGCGAAGACCUAACCGUUUAUCUCCAAGUCAGGAAGAUGAGAACUGGGGAGAAAACAAGGUGAAAAAGGCAGAAGAGGAAUUUGAGGUGUUGGUGAACUUGGAGGAAGGAUUGGGAAUAUCAUUAGUCAACAAAGUCCCAGAGGAGCUCAUCUUUGCCACUCUUUCUGGAAUUGAUGUACACUUCACCAAAACCGCUACUAGUCAGGUCCUAGAACUCAAUAUUGGUGGGAUCCAGGUGGACAACCAGCUGCUCGGAACAACCCAGCCAGUGGUGCUCUGUGUUACUCCAAAUAGCGUCGAAAGUGGUGUUCCAGAAACUGGUCCUGCUCUUCAGCUCAACACUAUGAAAAUCCCAAGCAGUCUCCUGUUAACUGAGCUCUUCAAGCACCUGAUGUUGACAACCAGGCGGUUCACAGUGCAAAUUGAAGAGAAACUUCUUUUGAAGAUGCUGUGCUUCUUUGGCUAUGGCCAGUCUCUGUCAGAGAUGGAGAAUCUUGAUGAAAAUAUGUAUGAGAAGCCUAGUGAACAGGGAGGACCUAUGAAGCGUUAUUACUUUGAAAAUUUAAAGAUAUGUGUGCCUCAGAUUAAACUGAGUGUGUAUACUUCUAGCAAGCUUCCACCUGACCUCAAGGUGCUGAAGAGCAUGUUGGGCAUCCCACUCAUUCGUUUUGAAGAUGCAGUGAUUAACAUGGAUCCAUAUACACGUGUUCAUCCUUAUGAAAGCCAGGAGAUAAUAAUCAAUGAUAUCCUGAAGCACUUUAGAGAGGAGUUGAUUGGACAGGCUGUGCAAAUUCUGGGAUCAGUUGACUUCCUUGGGAACCCAAUUGGUCUGCUCAACGAUGUCUCAGAAGGGGUCACAGAGCUCAUCCGAUACGGCAAUCUUGGGGGACUGAUUCGAAAUGUCACUCAUGGAGUAUCCAAUUCUGCAGCCAAGUUUGCUGGUACCCUUUCCGAUGGUUUGGGGAAAACCAUGGACAAUAGGCACCAGACAGAAAGAGAGUAUAUUCGUUACCACGGAGCCACCAGUGGAGAGCACCUAAUAGCUGGGAUUCAUGGACUUGCUCACGGAAUCCUUGGUGGUCUGACCAGUGUGAUCACUUCCACAGUGGAAGGAGUCAAAACUGAAGGUGGGGUUAGCGGAUUCUUCUCCGGAUUGGGCAAGGGGCUAGUUGGUACAGUCACCAAGCCUGUUGCUGGUGCUCUGGAUUUUGCUUCAGAAACUGCCCAAACUGUCAGAGAAAUGGCAACCCUCAGCAGUCAAAGAGAGCCAAUUUCACUCGACCGAUUUAUAGUCAUCUGGUGAACCUACUAGCCUGCUUUGGACAAGCCUGGAUUAAGACCCCCGAAGGCCCCUGGGUGACUUAGCUCCUUAACAGGAAGUUGACCACACCAAUAAAAAUGCAGCAUGAGGAUACCAAGGAGUUUAAUGUUGUGCAGUUUUUACCAGUCUUGCAUUUGGUGCGCAUAGACUUGUGUGUGUACGCUGUCUCAUCAAGCUGGGGCGCACAGAGACUCUUAUCAAAUGGAGGGGUGGUUAUCUCCUUUGGUUAUUUCAGAGCACGGAGACUCUGUCAUUUUAUCAUGCUGGGAUGGGGCUUGUUUCCUUAAAAGGCCCCAUGCCAUCACAAGCCCCAGAACGCCCUGAUGGUAGGUCCACCCCUGGGUCUGAACUACAAACGGAAACACUGAUAGACAUUGGAGACACAUUCAUGUUCCACAAAGAAGGCAGUCCAGCCAGAAGUAAAACCCCAGGUUUCUUUUUCAGUUUUUAACCAAGAAUUUAACUCUGUUGUUUAUUUGUAGCUCCCCAUCUUGCAUUUUUUUUCAAAUUAGAAUUACUGGCUCUGUUGUGAAAUGUAUCACUGUAGACCAGACCUGGCAUUUUACGGCCCGCGGGCCACAUCCGGCCCGCUGACUACCUUGGACCGGUCCACGUGAGUUCAUAUUAAAAGUGUAGCAACAUCUAUUACUUUGUGAUAGGUGCAUGAAAUACAGUUUACAAGGGUUUUAUUUUGAAGGCCUCUAUUGUUUUUCUUAAUUAUCCGUGUGCUUAUGCACUUCAGUGAAUGCGUUUAACAGCUUCCAAGAAAUUAGCUCUUAGCCCUUAAAUAUGUCAGCUAACGUUAAAAAAAGAAAAAUUGACGCAGAAUGUAGAGUUUUUAACAAGGCAUUGACUUCUAAAUAUUUAUUUGCUGAAAUCAAAGGUAAAGCUGUGUGCUUAGUGUGUGGAGAACAUAUAGCGGUGUUUAAGGAAUACAAUUUGAAUCGCCAUUACGAGAGUAAACACGGAGAAAAAUAAAAGAAUUUUAGUGAUGCAGAGCGGGCACGAGCAUCGGAAGAUUUGCUAGCUAAACUGCAAAAGCAACAAGGAUUUUUUACAAAGCUCUACUCAUCCAGGGAUGCAGCGGUUAUGACCAGCUUUGUAAUAUCCCACAAAAUUGCAAGAUACACUAAGCCAUUCUCUGAUGGGGAGUUUAUUAAAGACUGUUUGGUGGAGUCUUCAGCACUAAUAUGCCCAGAGAAAAAAGGUGCAUUUGCCAAUAUGUCUCUCUCGAGGCGCACCGUAACGAGGCGGGUCGAGAACAUCGCGGGGAAUUUGGAGCUUCAACUGCAAAAGAAAACGGAAACUUUUGUCUUGUUUUCCUUGGCUCAGGACGAGAGCUGUGAUGCCCGUGAUACAGCCCAGUUACAGUACUUAUCUUUGUAUGUGAAUUAACGAAAGACUUUGAGAUGACACUGAAAAAACACUGAAAGAAGUCACACUAUCAGCUGAUCACCUCCACAAGUAUUCAUCCAUGUUAGAGGCACUGCAUGGUGAGUUUUCAAGAAGAUUUGAAGACUUCAAAACAGUUGAGAGUGAAAUGCACAUGAUUUCUUCUCCUGUUACUUAUAGUGUGGAUAAUGCACCCAGUGAUGUCCAGCUUGAACUCAUUGAUCUGCAGUCUGAUAAUCUACUGGCCGAGCAUUUUAAGUUGGUAUCGCUGGUAGAGUUUUAUUCCUCUCUCAAAGAGUAAAUCUUCCCACACUUGAGGAAACAUGCUCAGAGAAUGUUGGUUCUCUUUGGAUCUACCUACAUCUGUGAACAAACAUUCUCAGUUAUGAAGUUUAACAAAUCCAGAUAUAGAUCCUCUCUCCGCGAUGAUCACUUGUGUGCUGUCCUUCGCAUAUUCAACCUGACUUCAGUGCACUUGUUCAAGCCCAAAACAGGCUAGAUUUCUCUCACUGAACACCAAAAGAACUGAGGCAAAUUAAUGUGAUGUUGGUCUUUGAAAACUAGCUAAUAAAGUUAUGAUGCUAUUUUUUAAAUACUGCAAAAAAUGCACAUUUUCUAAAUUAUUUUUUAUAAAUGUUCCUUAAAUAGUUCAAUAAUUCUGUGCUCCACACUUCUUUGAUUGACUGUUUGACAUGUUUGGUUUACUGUAAGUUGAUGCUGCUAUUUUACGUUAAGUUAUGAUGCUAGUUUUUUUUAAACAUUGCAAAAGUUGAAAUUUUCUAAACUGUUUUUGUGAUUGUUCAUUAAACAGAAUUA